AUGCUUCAGGUGCCUGUGCGGGAACAUCCACAGCAGGCCUCCACCAAGGCCGUGAUCUUGGUCGGAGGCCCCUCGCGAGGUACUCGGUUCCGCCCAUUGUCCCUCGAUGUGCCGAAGCCCCUGUUCGAAGUCGCCGGCCACCCCAUCAUCCAUCACUGCCUGAAAGCGCUGGCCAAGGUCCCCGAUGUGCGCGAAGUCAUUUUGGUCGGAUAUUAUGAUGAGACGGUGUUCCGGGAUUUCAUCAAGGACUCAGUCAAGGAGUUCCCGCAGUUCCGCAUCCAAUACCUGCGCGAGUAUACGGCGUUGGGCACCGCAGGUGGGCUGUACCACUUCCGCGAUGCUAUCCUCAAGGGCAAGCCGGAGCGGUGCUUUGUGCUGAAUGCAGAUGUGUGCUGCUCGUUCCCACUGGGCGAAAUGCUGCGACUGUUCGAGGAGAAGGACGCCGAAGCAGUGAUUCUUGGUACACGGGUGGGCAAUGAUGCGGCUACCAACUUCGGAUGUAUUGUGUCGGACUCGCACACCAAGCGCGUGCUGCACUACGUGGAGAAGCCCGAGUCGCACAUCUCCAAUCUAAUCAACAGUGGUGUGUAUCUGUUCGCAACAGAGUGCAUCUUCCCCGCAAUUCGCAGCGCCAUCAAGCGCCGCACCAUGCGGCCGCGCCUUUUGUCGUACCCAUCAUCGGAUAACCUCGAGUCGUCCUUCGUCGCCGCAGGAGACGAUGACGAGUCCGAGAAGACCGAGGUCCUCCGGCUGGAGCAGGACAUCUUAUCAGACCUGGCCGACAGCAACCGAUUCUUCGUGCACGAAACCAAGGACUUCUGGCGUCAGAUCAAGACCGCCGGGUCUGCCGUGCCUGCCAACGCACUGUACCUCCAGAAGGCGUUCCAGACGCAGCCCGAAGAGCUCACCCCACCUUCCGCCACUAUCGUGCCCCCGGUCUACAUCCACCCCACUGCCGAAGUCGACCCCACCGCUAAACUCGGCCCCAACGUCUCCAUUGGCCCUCGUGUCGUCGUUGGUGCCGGUGCCCGUGUCAAGGACUCAAUUGUCUUGGAGGAUGCUGAGAUCCGCCACGACGCCUGCGUCAUGCACUCAAUUAUUGGCUGGAGCAGCCGCGUCGGCGCCUGGGCGCGCGUCGAGGGGACUCCUAUUCCCAUUGGCAGCCACUCUACCAGCAUCGUCAAGCACGGCAUCAAGGUCCAGAGCAUCACGAUUCUCGGCAAAGAGUGCGGUGUCGGCGACGAGGUCCGCGUGCAAAACUGUGUGUGUCUGCCGUUCAAGGAGCUCAAGCGGGACGUCGCCAACGAGGUUAUCAUGUAA
Messenger RNA from Penicillium alfredii, 1320 nucleotides. RefSeq names its product mannose-1-phosphate guanylyltransferase. Lineage: Eukaryota; Fungi; Ascomycota; Eurotiomycetes; Eurotiales; Aspergillaceae. Bases 1 to 1320 code for a protein of 439 amino acids. The transcript is spliced from 4 exons. The record is from RefSeq and is a predicted model, not a curated record. Gene Ontology annotation, molecular function: transferase activity. Gene Ontology annotation, biological process: biosynthetic process. Gene Ontology annotation, cellular component: cytoplasm.